AUGCCAUCGACUGCCGGCAGCGGAGAUAAAGUCGCAGAGUCUUUAUCGAACCUGGCUCUAGACCCGGCCAAAAGUAUCAGCGAGGCUUCAAAAGCAAAGAGCAAGAAGCAGCUGUUGGACUCAUGGGAGGACGAUGACGAGCAAUCGGAUUCAGAAGCUGAAAAUGAGACGAGCGCCCCAGCUCAAGCCUGCACCACGGGACUGUCAGCGCCUCCACCUACGCCAUCCAGCUCAAAAUACGGUUCCAUACCAGGAUGGAGUGAAGCCACCGAAGCUGCAGUCGAUAUCCCUCGCGGGGUGGAUGGGUUGAAAAGGCCAGAGAAGACAGAUGCUGUCGCUCGCCGCAUGAUUGCAGCAGGCCUUGGACUGAAGGCACCCAAGCAGACGGAGGAACAGAAGGCUUAUCAAAGAUCUAUACGCGAACAUGAAAGGAAGAAACGAGAACAACAGCGGACUGAGGAGCAGCGAAAGCGUGACGAAGUUGACAAAGCAAAAGCGGCAGUGUGGGACGACUGA
This is a messenger RNA of Ustilaginoidea virens, 516 nucleotides long. RefSeq lists its product as uncharacterized. The record is from RefSeq and is a predicted model, not a curated record. The transcript has a single exon. NCBI's taxonomy places the organism in Eukaryota, Fungi, Ascomycota, Sordariomycetes, Hypocreales, Clavicipitaceae. Bases 1 to 516 code for a protein of 171 amino acids.